Molecule: messenger RNA, 12932 nt
Organism: Mobula hypostoma (lesser devil ray)
Lineage: Eukaryota; Metazoa; Chordata; Chondrichthyes; Myliobatiformes; Myliobatidae
Product: guanine nucleotide-binding protein G(T) subunit gamma-T1-like
Exons: 3
Coding region: 270-476 (68 amino acids)
Biological process (GO): G protein-coupled receptor signaling pathway
Cellular component (GO): heterotrimeric G-protein complex
Molecular function (GO): G-protein beta-subunit binding
Source: RefSeq, a predicted model, not a curated record
UACAGGAAAGCUGACAGGAAAGCUGACGGAUAUACAUUUGGUUAAAAAAAAUAUUUCCUUUGGAAAAUGCGUAGGCAACUCUAGAACAAUAUGCUUGGCGAGAAAGGAUUUUCUCCUCUUACAGCUAACUAAAAAAAUUAAAAACAUGUAAUUUAGUAAUUACAUAUGAAGUUAUUGUGGGCUUUGCUUUAAGAAGCCGAUAACAGGUUGCUGGAUCGCCGGACGUGAAUGCGAUAGAGGGCCGUCGUUUGCCAGAUAUAAAGCCCGGGAUGGAAGACUUAACGGACAAAGACCGUUUGAAAAUGGAGAUAGAGCAGCUUAAGAAAGAAUUACCUUUAGAGAGGAUGCUGGUAUCCAAGUGUGCGGAGGAACUGAAGGAUUACAUUGAAUCACAGUCUGCAGAAGACCCUUUGGUAAAGGGGAUCCCAGAGGACAAGAAUCCUUUUAAAGAGAAGGGGGGCUGUGUGAUCUCAUAAAUCAAGCACAGGACUCAAAUAUCUGGUCCACAGCCUAAUGAUCAUUCUUACAAUGAACCUGAUAGAUGCUGAAAUUUGAAGAUGAAAGAAUAGGUUCAUUACAUGGAUGUUGAAUUUAAAAAAGACAUUUACAAAAUAGAUUGGACAUUAAAGGGGAAGAAUGUUGGCGGGGAGGGCAGAGGGUCAGUGGAACUACAAGUAUUAAGGAGAUGGGAAAGAUUGCUGACAGGGAAGGACCUUGAGGUAAUCAGAUGAAAAGAUUGUAGAAGUAUGGAUGAUUGCAAGCAAAGAAAUUCAUGAGUGGGGGUCAGCAUCAUAGGAGAGAAUCAAGGGAUGGGAGAAGAAUAUUGUGUGGAUCAGCCAGGAUCUCAUUAUGGAAAGGAUAUGGUUGGGUGUGAUUUUUUUAAACAAGGUGUCAAUUGUUGGAGGUCAAUCAUAGAAGUAAAACCACACAGAAGAUAUCAACAGUGGAGGAAGUGGGGUGAUAUAAAUUAUCAUAAACAAAAGAAAAACAACUUAAAAGGAGGCAUCUAAUUGGAGAUAUGGGCAGCCCAGUAAAUAAAGGUUGACUCCCUUUAAUUGUUGCUAAAUUGGGCCUCAGCCUCUGCUUAAGACCUGCUCUGGCUCCAUCAUCUUGAGUAUCCUCAAUGUCUCAUGCACCACGAGGAUCUACACCUUAUCUCUAGAAGUCCACUGCUGGUGCAGAUGAGAUGAGGAUAUAAAAAAAUACUAUCGUGUGUCAUCUAUAAAUGUUGCAGAUCAUGAUAUAAUUUAUAGUAGAGUAUGUUUUUUUAAAUUUUGUUUGAGCACAUACUGUAUUUGAUCAGGAAGCUGAGUGUACUUUCAUGCUAGUUUGAAGAAAUGCCAUAUUUUCUGUGCAACAAGUUAAGAGAUUAACAGGACCUUGAGUUAAUGUCCCUUGAUUGUACUUUGAUUGAGUAGUACUUCUCACUAUUGCAUUGACUGGUCCACCUAGAUGUUUCCUUUUUGCUUAAGAAUUCACUCAAAGUGUUCAGGACUACUUUUAUUAUCCCAGACUCAUUAUCCUUCAGAGGGUUUGGGCAAUGCCUCUGCAAUUGUAACUUCUGAUCCUUUCAACAACCUGGGAUGUUUCACAUCCAUACCUGGUGACUUAUCCACUUUAAAUGCACUCAGCUUUUCUCCUGCUACUCCCUUCUCAAUUUUCAGCAGCUAAUUCAAUUUCUAUAACAGUUAAGCAGAAUCUCCUUCAAAGUUAAAGAAACUAUUUAAUUUGGGCAUCUCUCCACCCCUUUCCUUCUCAGUCCUGAAGAAGGGUCUGGGCCGGAAAUGUCGACUGUUCCUCCCCAAUUUUGUGUGUGUUGUUUGGAUUUCCAGCACCUGCAGACUUUAGUGUUUAUAAAGCAAUUAUUUAGUUUUGUUUAAUUUGUUUUUCUGGUUUUUUAUCUCUAUCCUCCCAUCUUACCCUAUUCAUAUGCCUUUUGAGAACCUCUAAGGCUAUUUUGACUUUGCCUUUAUUUCAUUUUCUUAUCCUCUAUUGUUUUUCUGUACUUGGCCUGAUUUCCUGACACUUCUACCUCUGUGUAAAUAUCUUAACAAUUUAUAACAUUUCCACUCUCUGAUGGUCAUAAGUGAAAUGACAUCUCUAUUAUUUCUUAAUUCUAAUCUGUCAGCUUCUGUUUUGGACCAUUUAAGGAUGUCCUUCUUGUUAUGCAACAUUCCCCUUAAUCAACAUUGCCACUUCACCUAGCUUUCUGUAUGUCUUUCCUGAACUCCUCGUGUGUAAAAAGACUUACUACCUAGCCCUAUCCUCUUCUACAUCAAGUCACUCUGAAGGUAUCUUACCAACUUCAUGUACUGUAUUUACAUACAUGUAUCAUAUGUUGCUCUUCAAUCUUCGUGUAUUCUUUCUUAUCUGAUUCCAUCAAUAUUCUUCUCUAGUGGAAUCUACCAUAGCUUAACCUGUAGCCCAGAUUGAUGACCUUCUGCCCCUCUUCAGCUGGUCAAUGUAGCACAAGCAGUUCUAUGCAAGAUUGGCUAAGUCCAAUGUCUUUGCUCUGGAAGCAAUUCUGGUGUAGAAACUGUUAAAUCUAAUGAAUAGGCUGAAUGAAAUAUGAAUAAAAUGGCAAACUAGAAAGGAAAACAAAAGAGACAAUGAACAAUAAAUCAUAGCAAAGACCCACAAAAGUUGUGAAAAAGGGCAACAAAACAAGAAAGGAAUAAAACAAGUAGAAUUACUGAACAGAGUCCGGCUUGAGAUAUCUAUGUAUUAUCUGAUAACGAUUUUGUUUACAAAGGGAUAAAGAUAUUUUUAUGGCAUGGAUGAUGAACUACAAAAUCAACAACAGAGAUUAAAGCAAAAUACUGCAGAUUUUAGAAAUCUGAAACCAAAGCAGACAAUAUUGGACAUUAACAAAUGGGUUAUAUAUGCUCAGCCAAAUUAAAGGGGAAUUUGGCAUCAGGUUAGUAACCUUUCAACAAAAAUGGGGGGAAAAAAUCAAAAAUAUGGCAAAUGAAAACACCUUUGCUGAGAAAACCAGAUUUUUUUUCAUGAUAAGCAUUGCUGGAAGAGAGAUGGUGGGAAUUAAUCGGUAGUAUAAAACUAAUGUAAUAAUGUAAUAAAACCAUGUAUGCACAUAAUAGACCUGCCUGGCUCAACACUGAUUUCAAUAAACUGAGACAAUAAUUCCACAAUUCCUAUUGCAAAGUCACUUGUUCUAAUAUCAUCACUUCCCCUUGCAACAGCUUCAGCUUUUAUAUCUUUUCCUGCUUUCUGCAUAACAAGCGGUGUGCCACAGGAUGUAGUGUUAAGGCAACAAACAGACAGUUUUUUAGAAAUGACUUGGCUGAAGCACUGGAAGUGUGGUUGCUAAAUUUGCUGAUGAGAUGAAGGUAACUAAGAAAGUGAUAUUUGAAGAGGACCUAUGGAGGCUAUACAAAGUUGUAGCUGGGUUAAUUAAGUAGUAAUAAUCUGGCAAAUGAAGCAUGGUGUAGAAAAAUGUAAAAUUUUCCAGGUUUGAAAGGAAAAAUAAAAAGGAGCAUGUUAUCUGAACAGGGAUGAAUUGCAAAGGCUUCUGGGUUUCCUGGUGCAUGAUGUGCAUGAGACUAAUAAUUGCAAGUAAUUAAGAAAGGACAAACAAUCUAGGUUUGUAUCCACUGGAAUUUCGAAGACUGAAAGGGGAUUGAAACAUGUAAUUUCCUGAGGUACGUUGAUGGGGUGAGUGUGGAGAAGACGCUUCUUUUUGAGAGAGAACGGGAAUUUUAUGGGAAGGAGAAUUGCAUACAAAAGUGGGGAGGUUGUGCUUCAGUUCUGCAGGGUAUUGGUAAGAUCACUUAUGUAGCAUGAUGUACUACAUUGAUCUUUUUAAGGAAUUAAGCUACUGUGUUGGAAACAGUUCAGAGAAGCUUCACUGGACUAAUACAUAUGGAAUGGUAGACUGUUUUAUGAGGAAAGGAUAUACAAGCUAAGGUUGUAUCCACUGGGAUUUAGAAGACUGAGAAGGAGCUGAAACAUCAUGAAAGUUCCUGAGGCAUGUUGAUAGGGUGGAUGUGGAGAAAAUGUUUCUUUUUGAGGGAGAAUCCAGAACUAGGGGAAACAAUUAGAAAAAGGCUGUUGAUUUAAGACAAACUUAAGGUGAAUUGUUCUUCUCAGAGUUCUGUGUAUAUUUGGAACUCCCUUAAAAGGCAGUGGAAGCAGAGUCUAAGAAUUUUUAGAUUAAGAUUGUCGUGGGUAAAUGGGAAUUUACCCACAAGUUGAGGUGCCGGUGAAUUCAGCCAUAAUCAUAUUGAAUGGUGGAGCAAACUUGAGGAGCCAGUGACCUACUCCUGCCCCGUAUAUGUGUUCGCAUUUGGUCAUGUGAAGCUAUAUUCUCUUUUUUAACUCUUGUAACCUUUUGAUGAUAUUACCGCCUGACAAAGUGAUGACUGACAACAUACUGCUCUGCUUCUCCAACACUCCCAUGGCCCCACUUUAAAGAACAUUUAUUAUCAAAGUAUAUAUGCUGGACACAACCUUGAGAUUCGUCUUCUUGCAGGCAGCCACAAAAGAAAGAAACACAAUAGAACCGGUUUAAAAAAAACCCACAUAACAAAGACUGUCACACACACAAUGUGCAAAAAAAAAGAACAAAUCAUGCAAAUAAUAAAAAAAAGUAAACAAAUAAAACACAGAACAUAAACCGAAAGUGAGUCCACAGCCACUGAGCCAGUUCAGCCCUGAGGCGAGUGAAGUCAGUACAGGAGCCUGAUGGCUGUAGGCCACAGCCACGGAGACAGUUCAGUCCUCCUGAGGCAAGUGAAGCCGGUCCAAGAGACUGAUGGUUGCAGGGUUAGUUCAGUGCUGAAGCGAGUAAACCUCGUGGAAUCAUAUGGUGAACACUAGUUCACUCAUCCUCGAUGAUUUUAAUCUUGCUCAAUGCUCUAAUCAACACUGAGUUAUGGGGCCAACCACAGGUUUGCCUUUUGCCAAUAGGUCUCAAUACAGCAUCUACCCCGAGCAAUGGCCACCCCGGCAGAACCUACACUCUAGUGAUUCUAGUGGCCGAGUCCCGCAGGAGAUCGCAAAAGUGCCAGAUCAUUUAGUUUGUUCAAAAGAACAUCCUUAAAAGGGAAACAACAGCUCUCUGCUUAUCUUGUAUGAACCACAGCUCUUUAACUUUAAAUGUCAGGAAGACCUAAACUAGUGUUGGGCCCCCAUCAUAUUUUCCACUCGUACUAUUGUUAAAGGCUGAACCAGACUUUAUGGAGUCUCAGCAUCCUGUUGAUUUGAGUUGUGUUUAAUCAGAACAAAUUAUAUCAAUACAGAACUAGCUUUGACUUAUUGCUAGUGGAAAAAGGCCGGGGGGAGGUUAAUUAUUACCAGGGCAAAUUAUUCUAUUGUUGAUACUCAGCAGGUUAAUGUCUGUAUGUCCAGUGAUCAAAAACUCAUCUCCAUUUUCCGGUCCAGCAGUUCCUUCAGAGCAGUACCCAAGUGCCUUUUCUUUCUCACCUCCUGUUGCCUUUAUUGGCAAUCACAUAAGGCAAGGUGAUGACUGAUGACACAUAGCAAUACUUCAGAAAUCACCAUUUAACCAGUGAUUUGCAAAAUAGCAACAUUUACCAACUAAAGUUACUGUCUUCUUAGAAAAUGAUUAUUAAAAGUAUUCCUAAUCAUUCUUGUAACUUUUAAAGUAUAUAUAGAUAAUAUCUUACUAUCUUCUCAAACAUCACAAACACAGGAUAGCUUAUAUAGUAAUCUGAACAGAAAUUCAAAAUGCUCCUGGGAGUACAAAGGCCAAAUGAAAUAAUUAACAACUAAUUAAUGGGACAUUCUGAGAGUUUAGAAGUAAUAAAAGCCGAAAUAAGAAUGUAAUGAUCAUGUCUAGCAAAAUGUAAUAGACAAAUUACUCUGAAAAUGAUAGUAAGCAUAUUUUAAAUAAUGAGUGAAACUUCAAUUUCAAAGAUUACAAUGAUCAAUUAAAAAUAAUGCUUUCAUGUUUAUAAACCAGAUUCCACUGGUUUCUUUACAUAUUGUAAUAGUUUUUUGAAACAGAUAUAUCAUCCUUAAGUACAAUGAUAAGCUUAUGGAGUUUGCUAAGAGUGGUCUUGUGAAAUAAUGGUAAAUACUACUCUUUUACUUUAAUUAUUACCACAGCUUUUCACUUUAUUCCUCAAUUAAAAAUGGUAUAACAGUGACUGUAAAAGCAAUCAUUUGUGCAAAUAUUCAGAACUGCAACUCAGGUUUGGGGUAAAAUCUAUUAUUUAUGGGAACUGGUUGCUCUGAAGGCCGGAUUUAUAGUAGUUGCAGGAUAAAGCCUCCGAAUACUUUCCACAAAUAUUUUAAUGAUGGUGAUAAAAAAAUUAACAUAAAGCAAUAUAAUUGAUGUUAGCUGUGUGAGAAAACAGUUCUCCCUCACUCUUGAACAUUCUACAAUAACAUUCAAACUAGAGUGCUUGCCUGGACUUGACAGGCCAAAUGUCACAAUAACUAAGUCAAUAAGUAGUAAAAUAGUCUCUACCUUAAUCAGAAUCAGAAUCGGGUUUAUUAUCACCAGCAAGUGUUGUGAAAUUUGUUAAUUUAGCAGCAGCAGUUCAAAGUAAUACAUAAAAUAGAAGAAAGAAAAAUAAUAAUAAAUAAAUCAAUUACAUUAUACAGAUAUUGAAUAGAUUAAAAAUUAUGCAAAAACAGAAAUAAUAUAUAUUUUAAAAAUGAGGUAGUGUCUGAGGAUUCAAUGUCCAUUUAGGAAUCACUGCUACGACUCAGGCCUAGGGGGCCGGCCUCGGGCACGAUAAUGGACUCUCCACUUCUCCCUCUCCCUCAUCAAUGUGUUCAGUUCAUCUACAUUAGCCGUGCUGCUGUCUUCUAGGACGGUGUUGACAAUAGUCUUCGGAGGGUGCCCAGGGUUCAUCCUCCCAUGCUUGGGCUCCCAUAUGAUGACUAGGCUGGCAGGUAGCUCGGAGUGGCGUAGACAGUGCCCUGCUAGUUGCAGUCUUCUCACCUGGAUUUUAGUGGUGAGCAUCGGCAGGUCGUCAUAGAGCUUGACGUUCAUCAUGUGCUGUUGCCAACUCACUUCAAGAGCCAUCUGGAGCACUCGUGUAUAGCAACCAUCUAGAGACUAUCGCAUAGUCCUGGUGACUGUCCACAUCUCACAUCUGUACGUGAGAAUAGCAGAUUAUGAUGGCAUUUAGGAAUCUGUGAUUAUGUAAUUAAGGAAUAAGUAAUGUGCAUUAGGUGUGUCAGUCCUGGGAUCACAGGUUGGAAGCUUAUUUCUCUUUCUCUUUACUGUAAGACCUUGAAGCCUUGUUAAUGCUCUUGGCUGUAAUUUACCCUUUCAGCUUUCUGCUUUCAUUGUACUUGUCAUAUCACUUGAUUAGAUCAGCAGUUGGUGUCCUGCAAUGCUUUUCUUUAGGUCUCAUUUGAUCUCAGUCCUUUUCUCUCAUCAUUUCACUGGCCUUUGUCCUUUUGUUCUGCUCUGUUCAGCUCUGUUCCCUGUAUUGGAGCUUCUCUGUAUUUCUUCUCUUUGGUCCUGGCUCUGAACUUGUUCCUUCUGCUCUAUCUCUUCUUCCUAUGACAGCCCAAAUACCACCCAAACCUGAUCUCACAAAUAUCAACUAGCAGAUCAGCAGUAUCAACUCUGUUGCUCAAUCACCUUUGGUUGUAGUACUUUCACCUCUGAGUCAGAAUGUUGUUGGAGACUAAACCAUGUCACCUAGAUUUUACUACAGUUCUUAAGAAUGGUACAUCACUGGAGGUUCUACAUAUGACACAAAACACCUACAGUACCAUCUAGCCAUGCCCAAGCUGUUUUCUUGGUGUGGUCAACAUUCAACCACAUCAAUACAACACAACUGUUGCUCAGAGGCCUUCAAAUCAGUAACGAUUCCACCUCCAAUGAAUUUUCAACUUUGAGAAAACCAAGAUACCACAUUAUUUUAACAGUGUUUGCUUCAAAGUUCAACCAUUUUCCUCUGCUGUCUAAUUAUGUCCCAGGCUCCACUCCAUCCACUACUACAAUUCCACACUCAAGUCCUAGGGAUCAAUUUCACCGAUCUAUUACCUUUAAAACUAUAAUCCAAUCCUUCACCGGUCUCCUGAAUUGAGCGGGCAGAUUAACUAUGUAUGCUUUAGGCAGUUCAUUCUCAGUGAACUAGAAUAUGUACCCCAUCUCUACUGCUCCAGUUGGGCUCCUGGAUCAGUUCUGCCCUCCUUUAGUUACCUGAUCACUAGGCAGCUCCUCUAUCAGCUGCUGAAAUAAAACAGUUGGGCACCUGGACAUCACAUUUCCCCCAUUGUUUUAAUACUUUCCUUCUCUUGCCUCCAGGAUAACUUUCUCCUCUUCUGGAAGAAGUUCUAUUGUAUCUUCUGAAUUUUCCUCUCCUCCUCAAAAUCAGUGAAUUAGCCUUGUCUAAUCUGCUGCACCCCUGCUUGUUCCUCAGUCUAGUACUUCCCUCCCCUGACUUGAAACAAAACUUCACUCUUCAAAUAGCUGCAACUUUUCGGGUGUCCAAGCAAGUGAAGUUUCACUGAUCUGCCAUUUCAGCACUUCCAACUAGGAAAUAUUUAAUUGUGCCCUUAUCACCAACAGCCUCCAGAAUGAGUUGCAGUGUUUUCUCUCCAGAAAGUGCAACACCCUAAGCUCUGCUGCCAUAUUCUGUUCUGCACCAGAUUCUAUUCAUUUACCUCCUGAUAUACACUAUUCAAUAUGCCUGUUUCCAUCUCAACAUCAUCUGAACCUUUGCCCUCCAAAUUUAACCAUUUCUAUUUAACUACUCCAUGUUUUGGAGUACCUGCCUGCUUCUACUCCAUCAUUGCCUUUAAAUGGUUUGAUGCUACCUUCUGGAUUUCACUACCACUUUAAAACUUCUUCAGGUACCAAGACCUUGACUAUAUCCCUGGUCACCUCUUGUCUUCAGAUUAAAGUGCCAGUUUUGCUGAUGCCUAUACAAAAGCAUUGGAUGAGUUUUUUUUAAAUCUUAAAAUUAUUAAACAAGUGCAUGUUGUUAUAGACACAAGAGACUACAGAUACUUGAACAUUGUUUUCUGAGGCUAAAACUAGAUACUCCACUUCAGUAACUUCAGUUGCAUAGCUCAUACAUUGAACUGUGAUUCUUUUUUCCUUGUUUUGCUAUGAAUUAUGUCCAUCUUUAUCGCUAAUAUUCAUUGACAAGUCUUUAAAGGAGUUUCUUUGGCAAAUCCUGUUAGUUUCAGAUGUCUAAGGAAAGGAUAUCAAAUCUCUUCACAGUCUUGAUCCUAAUGUGGACGCCCAGUGUUGAAUUUCAGAAUAUCAAAGAAAGAUUUAAAUGAACGUGUUACCAAAGCACACUCUCAGAACUUAGGUUAAUGGACAAUUAAAGAAAUAGUCCUUUAGGGUCUGAAUUAAGUGGAUGGUGUAGUUCUUGGAAACAAAUAAUAUGGUAGCCUGCAACAGGACAUGGAGCAACAUUAGUGUCCAAAGCCAUAAGUACCCCAAUCAAGAAAUCUCAUGCAAGUCUCCUAUCAUCUUCAAUGACAGCACCAUCGUCCAAUAUCCUACUAUCAACAUCUUCAAAAGCAUUGAAGGAUAUGGUCCUAAAGUAGGUAAAUGGGAUUAGUGUAGAUGGACAAAAAGAUUCAUGUAGACAUGGUGCGCUGUUUUUGAAUUGUUGUACUCUAUAACUUUAAGAUGGUCAGUCACUGGAAGGGUCAGAUUAUUACCACUCACACAUGACUAUAUCAAUCAUAUCAAGGUUAUGGCUGCAAAGGUAAAGAUUGUUGGAAACCCUCCAGUUAAUGGCUCACCUUAAAAUUCUCCACACACUCCAUGUGGCUGCUCAAGUUACAAACAUGAUGGCAGACCUACUUUUUGUCUAUAAAUAUGCUAGAUCAUCAGCAUUUCUUCAUUAGUGCUUCUGCCAAUUCGCACCAAUAUCCAUUCUGAGAGUCAUAAGCUGGAGCAGCACAGAAAGAGCCCAUCAUAAGCUGAUCUACCUUUUAGCCCAUCAAAGCUAAUCCUAUUUUCCCACGUUAGGUCCAUAUCCUUCAAUGCCUUGCCUAUAUAGUCAGUCAGUCGGUGGGUGCCGUCCCGAAUCCAGGGUUUGCGGCUAUGCACCUCCAUCUUCUUCAAUGCCUAUAUAGGCAUCUGUCUAAAUGCUUCUUAAAUUCACUUGCUGGCCCUUUUAUUAGGUACACCUGUACACCUUGUUAAUGCACAUAUCUAAUUAGCAUAUCAUAAGGCAGCAAUUCAUUGCAUAAGAACAUGUGGACAUGGUCAAGAGGUUCCGUUCAGACAAAAUAUCAGAAUGGGGACAAAAUAUGAUCAAACUGACUUUGAACAUGGAAUGAUUGUUGGUGCCAGAUGGGGUGGCUAGAGUAUCUCAGAAACUGCUGAUCUCUUGAGAUUUUCAUGCACAACAGUAUCUAGAGUUUACAGAGAAUAGUGUGAAAACCAAAAAAAAUAUAUAUCCUGGGUGUGAAUACCUUUUGCUCCGUCAUCUGUUCUGAUCUCUCUUUUUAAAGAGAGAGAUCAGAGCAGAUGGCAAGACUGGUUCAAGCUAACAGGAAGGCAACAAUGACUCACAUAACCAUGUGCAGCAUGCAGAAGAGCACCUCUGAAUGCACUGCAUGCUAAACCUUAAAAUGAAUGGGCUACAGCUGCAGAAGACCACAAACAUACACUCAGUGCCAGUGUGUAUUCGAGGUACCGAAUAAAGUGGCCACUGUGAGUGUAAUUAUUGUAUCUGAUUCCACCACAUCCUCUGGCAGCGCAUUCCAGAUAAUAUAGAUUCCAGUAAGUUACCUUCCACCAACAGAAUGCUUCAGACAUAAGUUGUACAUUGAGAAGUCAAAUUUAUGGUUGAUUAUUAAGAAAAAUGCAGCUUUCCUCUGGUCUGGACAUUAAAUUCCUUUUCUGAUCUGGAGGAAAAUUUCUUUCAAAUGUGCUUCACCUCUGGAGUAAUGCACACAGCAGGUUGGUGAUAUAGUGGAUGGUGAAGAAGAUUAUCUAAUUAACAAACAUCCCUACAGUGGGAUAUUGAUAAAUGGGCUGGGGGAUGGCAGGUGGAGGUUAAUUGGGAUAAAUGUGAGGUGUUGCAUUUUAGUAAGACAAAUUUGGGCAAGACUUGCACAGUAAAUGAUAAGGUCCUAGGAAGUGUAGAACAGAGGAAACUGGUCACCUACCUACUGGAUUGAACGAGUACAGAGAAAAUAUAUAAGGAUUUCAUCAGGUCUUGAGGACCUGAGUCAUAGGGAAAAGUUGAAUAGGUCAGAUCUUUAUUCCCUGGAGCAUAGGAGAAUGAAGGGAGUUUUGAUAGAGGUAUACAAAAUUAUGAAGGGUACAGAUAUGGAAAAUACAAGUAGGUUUUUUUCUACUGAGGCUGGUUGAGACUGGAACAGAGGUCAUAAAUUAUCGGUCAAAGGUGAAAUAUUUAAGGGAAACCUAAGGGGGAUCUUCUUCACUCAGAGAGUGGUGAGAGUGUGGAAUGAGCUGCCAGCAGAAGUGGUAAAUGUAGGUUUGAUUGCAGCAUUUAAGAGAAAUUUGGAUAAGUACAUGGAUGAAAGGGGUAUGGAGGGGCUAUAGUCCAAUGGAACCAGGUAGAAUAACAGUUUGGCAUGGACUAGAUUUGCUGAAGGGCCUGUUUCUGUGCUCAGAAUACAAGCAUGUCCCUUUAGAAGAAGAGAUGAGGAUUUUUUUUUAACUACAAGGUGGUGAAUCUGUUGAAGUCCUUUCCACACAUGGUUAUAGAGGCCAAGUCAUUGGAUAUAUUUAAAGUGGAAGCUAAUUGGUUCUUGAUUAGUAAGGAUGUCAAAUACUUUUCCCUCUAAGUUGCCCAGGUGCACUGAUGCGCUGUAACUGAAAUGCUCCCGCGCACAUAGCCUUUGUUGCCAUGCAGCUGGAAUUUUCAAAUUAUACUAAUAUAAUUUUGAAAUCUAUAUUCAUAUAAUUGUGAAAUACCCUUUAAUUAAUUAUGUUAAUGAACAUAAUCCAUAACUUUGCUAAAUAAAUGUAUGACAACUGUUACAUCGAAACAUUCUAGAGCUUCAAAGAAUUUAUAUUGUUAAUAUUUCAAGUUACAACACUGUUACAAAUUGUAACAACAAUAACACAAUGGAAGUUGGUAGCUCAUUGUUAAUAAACCACCAGUGCGAUUUAGUCAAAAUAUUAUACUUUUGUCAUUGUUCCUGUCAGUUGUUUUUAUUGCCUGACAUCAUUUUCUUGUGUUGUGAGUUGUGGGUUGUGUUUGUUUGAUGUGAAAAAUUCUAUAUUCUGAAUUUUAUGGUAAGUAAUUUAAAAAAUAUAUCAUAAUUUAAUAAGAAUUAAUAACUAGAAGUUUGUUAGAACAAGGUAAAAAUUUAUUUCAAAAAAUUGUUUGCAUGACUGUGCUUAUUUUAUUAAAACUAAUUCUUUUGACUUACCUUAUUAAAUGUUUCAAAUAAUAAUUAUUUUUAGUAUUCUCAAAUAAUAAUAUUUAUUUUUAGUAAAAGCAAAAAUUAACAAGUUACAGUCACAGUAUCUUGGUGAUACCGUUUAUUGGAGUGACAAAGUGAAAGAUCUAUAUGUUCUGUUGUUGAUACUGCAUCUAUAAUUCAAUUCAUUCAAUGUGUGUGUAAUCACUUAGUUAAUAACUUUCUGAUGAUGAGCUUUUCAACUUGUUACCUUUGGAAAUGCAACCAAUUUUGAAUUUUGAAAAAGAAGCUGAGCUACUAUUAUGAACUAUUAUAAAUGAAGAAUUUGAAGAGCUGUCAAUUCUUGUUGACAUCGUUGGAACAUUUCAAGCUUCUAGUGCUGAUUGCGAACAUGGAUCAGUCCAAUGAAUUCAGUCAAAUGUAAGUCCAGAAACAGACUAAAAGUGGAACAUUUGGAUAAUCUCAUAAGAUUAAGAUGCAUUUUUCAUCUGGAUAUGAAAUUAAUCCGCACAAUGUUUAUAGAAAAUGGAUUUGUAACAAAAACAUGAGAAAAUGUUUACAAAAUGUGAAAGAUUUUAUUUGUGUACCGUAUUUCAUUAUAUCUUUCAAUUAAUAAA